CCUGUGCUGCUACUAUUUAUUUCCAUUUCUACUUGCCUAGCUUCUGAGCUGUACAAUAGUCAUAAGCAGAGAACCCAGAGAAGCAAACUCAAGACAGAGAGAUUCUUUCAUUCAUCUAUUUUUGUAGUUUACCUAUUUAAAAGACAAACAGAGUAAGGUCUAGUACCAUCACUCUUUCUUCUUGCAAUUUAGAGGUUUGGGGUCUGUCACUGAAGUAUUAGCCGGUGUAAACAAUGGGGAGACCAGUUAUGCUUUAUUUGGUUUGUGCGAUUUUAGCUUUCUGGAGUAGUGGCUCUCUGGUCACAGCAGAAGAUGCUUAUAGAUACUAUACAUGGACUGUCACCUAUGGAACUGCUUCUCCGUUGGGUUUCUCUCAACAGGUCAUCCUCAUUAAUGGUCAAUUUCCUGGUCCCAAACUUGAUCUUGUAACAAACGACAAUGUCAUUCUCAACCUCAUCAACAAGUUGGAUCAGCCUUUUCUCCUCACCUGGAAUGGGAUAAAACAAAGAAAGAAUUCUUGGCAAGAUGGAGUCUUGGGAACUAAUUGCCCUGUUCCUCCAAACUCAAACUACACGUACAAGUUCCAAGCAAAGGAUCAGAUUGGGUCCUACACGUAUUUCCCAUCAACUCUGCUGCAUAAAACUGCUGGAGCAUUCGGAGCGCUCAAUAUCUGGCAGAGAUCUGUAAUUUCCAUUCCAUAUCCUAAACCUGUUGGAGAUUUCACUUUACUUAUUGGUGACUGGUACAAGUACAAUCACAAGGUCCUGCAGCAGAGGUUGGAUGCUGGGAAAAAUCUGCCUUUCCCAGAUGGUGUCGUCAUAAAUGGCCAGGCCCAUCCUUCCUUCGGCGGUGACCAAGGUAAAACUUACAUGUUCAGGAUCUCAAAUGUUGGCUUCAAAACCUCCUUGAACUUUAGAAUUCAAAACCACAAAUUGAAGCUUGUUGAGGUUGAGGGAUCUCAUGUCAUUCAGAACACUUACGAUUCUCUUGAUGUUCAUGUGGGUCAAUCUGCGACUGUUCUUGUCACUUUCGACCAGCCUCCCAAAGAUUACUACAUUGUUGCAUCUACUCGGUUCACAGAACAAGUUCUUACUGCUACUGCUGUUUUACACUACACAAACUCUAGGACUGCAGUUUCCGGACCCUUGCCAGCUGGUCCAGCACCUAAGGAUGUCCAAUGGUCCUUGAAUCAAGCCAAAACCUUGAGGUGGAAUUUGACAGCAAAUGCUGCCAGGCCAAACCCUCAGGGCUCUUUUCAUUAUGGGAAAAUCAGUGUAACAAAGAGAUUCGUGCUGGCCAACUCGGCACCUCUUAUUAAUGGGAAGCAGCGUUUUGCUGUGAAUGGUGUUUCCUAUGUUAAUCCUGACACUCCACUAAAGCUUGCUGAUCAUUUCAACAUUCCUGGAGUUUUUGGUUUAAAUUCCAUUGAGAGUUCUCCCUCCGGGGUCUCUCCUCACUAUGGUGUGUCUGUGCUGUCAACAUCUCUCCAUGACUUCAUCGAAAUUGUAUUCCAGAACAACGAGAGAUCUCUGCAGUCUUGGCAUCUUGAUGGAUAUGACUUCUGGGUUGUGGGUUAUGGGGCUGGGCAGUGGACUCAAGCGAGUAGAGCAACAUACAAUCUUGAAGAUGCUCUUACUAGACAUACUGCACAGGUUUAUCCCAAUUCUUGGACGGCUAUUUUAGUUUCCCUGGACAACCAAGGCAUUUGGAACUUAAGGUCUGCCAUAUGGGAAAAGCAGUAUCUUGGACAACAAGUUUAUCUCAGGGUCUACACUCCAACUCGUAGUCUUGCCAACGAAUACGACAUACCAACUAAUGUCCUCCUAUGCGGCAAAGCUGUUGGAAAACAUCCUUAGUCCAUUAUCUAGUUAUGAUGGCUAAAUAUGUUACUUCUCAGUCAUAAGAGUUUGACUGUUUUAUAUAGAGAGAGAGAAGAAAAUUAUGGGCUUAUUUAAGUGUAUACCUUAAACAUUAUAGCUAACUUAUUAUUCUUUUGCUUGACUUAUUCAACAACUGGUGAUUUGAUUUAGUCUGAUUUAUAUGUGAAUUCUGCU
This is a messenger RNA of Coffea eugenioides, 2054 nucleotides long. RefSeq names its product L-ascorbate oxidase homolog. NCBI's taxonomy places the organism in Eukaryota, Viridiplantae, Streptophyta, Magnoliopsida, Gentianales, Rubiaceae. Gene Ontology annotation, molecular function: copper ion binding; oxidoreductase activity. Bases 234 to 1856 code for a protein of 540 amino acids. The transcript is spliced from 9 exons. The record is from RefSeq and is a predicted model, not a curated record.